AUGGUACCGUCCGAGGAGGGGGGAACGGGGAUUCUGAAGUCCUUUGGGUUCUGGUCUAGCACAGAGCUACCCCUCGAGCCGUGGCGUUGUGGUACCGCCCGCUGCCCUCUGAUUGGCUGCCGAAGCCCCGCAUUCUGGGCCAGCUCGCCGCGCAGCCCUCAGUACGGCUCCGGCCGCAGCGCCGCUUGGCUCUGGUAUUCCUUGUUCUCGGCGGGUUGUGGGGGCUCUGCGCCGCGGCCGUUAGUCAUGUCGGAUUCUGGAAGUUACGGUCAGUCUGGGGGUGAGCAGCAAAGUUAUUCUUCCUACGGAAAUCAAGGCAACCAAGGUUAUGGACAAGCACCACAAAGCUAUUCUGGCUAUGGGCAAACUACUGAUUCUUCAUAUGGGCAGAACUAUGGUGGCUACUCCAGUUACGGACAAAGCCAAUCAGGUUAUUCACAGUCCUAUGGUGGUUAUGAGAAUCAAAAGCAGAGCUCAUAUGGCCAGCCAUCUUAUAAUAACCAGGCACAGCAAAACAUGGACUCAUCAGGAGGCCAAGGUGGAAGAGCGCCUUCAUAUGACCAGUCAGACUAUGGUCAACAAGAUUCAUAUGACCAGCAGUCAGGCUAUGAUCAACAUCACGGCUCUUAUGCCGAGCAGUCAAAUUACGAUCAGCAGCAUGAUUCCUAUAAUCAAAACCAGCAAUCCUACCAUUCACAAAGGGAAAAUUACAGCCACCACACACAAGAUGACCGUCGUGAUGUGAGUAGGUAUGGAGAAGAUAAUAGAGGAUAUGGCGGGUCACAGGGAGGAGGUAGAGGGCGUGGGGGCUAUGACAAGGAUGGAAGAGGUCCUAUGACAGUAUCAAGUGGUGGUGACCGCGGUGGCUUCAAAAAUUUUGGUGGUCACAGGGAUUAUGGACCCAGACCAGAUGCUGAUUCAGAAUCUGAUAAUUCAGAUAACAACACAAUCUUUGUACAAGGACUUGGGGAGGGUGUGUCUACAGAUCAAGUGGGGGAGUUCUUUAAACAAAUAGGAAUUAUCAAGACAAAUAAGAAGACUGGAAAACCAAUGAUAAAUCUGUACACAGACAAGGACACAGGAAAGCCAAAAGGGGAGGCAACAGUAUCAUUUGAUGACCCUCCUUCAGCUAAGGCAGCCAUUGACUGGUUUGAUGGAAAAGAAUUCCAUGGCAACAUCAUUAAAGUGUCCUUUGCCACCAGAAGACCUGAAUUCAUGAGAGGAGGUGGAAGUGGAGGUGGGCGACGAGGCCGUGGAGGAUAUAGAGGCCGUGGAGGCUUUCAAGGGAGAGGUGGAGACCCCAAAAGUGGGGACUGGGUUUGCCCUAAUCCGUCAUGUGGAAAUAUGAACUUUGCUCGAAGGAAUUCUUGCAAUCAGUGCAAUGAGCCCAGACCAGAGGACUCUCGUCCCUCAGGAGGAGAUUUCCGGGGAAGAGGCUACGGUGGAGAGAGGGGCUACAGAGGUCGUGGGGGCAGAGGUGGAGACCGAGGCGGCUAUGGUGGAGACCGAAGUGGGGGGGGUGGCUAUGGAGGGGACAGAAGUGGGGGUGGUUAUGGAGGGGACCGAGGAGGUGGCUAUGGGGGGGAUCGUGGUGGUGGCUAUGGAGGAGACCGAGGCGGCGGCUAUGGAGGAGAGCGAAGUGGUGGGGGCUACGGAGGAGACCGUGGUGGUGGUGGCUACAGUGGGGACCGAAGUGGAGGCUACGGAGGAGACAGGAGUGGCGGUGGCUACGGAGGAGACCGAGGUGGCUAUGGAGGCAAAAUGGGAGGAAGAAACGACUACAGAAAUGAUCAGCGCAACCGACCAUACUGAUGACUGUUUUGAAUGUUCCUUUGUCUCUGACAUGAUCCAUAGUGAAAUUGCCAGAGUUUUGCCUGCUGCUUUCCUCGUGGCCUCUUCUUGCAUAGUGAAAUUAAGUGACAUUUGGAUUUUUAUUUGGGUGGGAGGGCUGGGACAGUUUUUCUUUUAGAAAUGUCCAUUGAAAUAUCCCCCCUUAGUUUCCAACCUUCUCCUUCCCAACCCUUGAAGCUAAGUGCGUUGUAAAAUAUUGCCAAAAUGGAAAGUGUUUUGUAAUACUGCAAUAAAGGAUGCUUGUUUUGUGGACUUUCGUACAUUAGUGCAUUGUUCUGUCACAGGAUGCAGUUACAGCAGAUUCGAACUCUAAAGAAUUAGGAAAUGAAUUCUACUUCAUGAAAUUAAAAUGUUACUUCCAACCAUAUUUAUUGAGUUCCUAUUCCGUUUAGAAUAGUAAUUUCCAAGCAUGACUGCAUGUCAGAACCACCAGAGGAGGUUGUCAAUUUCCAGAUUCCUAGGCCUCACCCCAGGUCUACUGUAUCAGAAAUUGGUGGGAUGUGGGGAGGUAGAGCUGGGAAUCUUAAUUUAUCUUAAGAUCACUAGGUGGUUUUGAUAAAAACCAGGUUUACAGCUGAGAACCAUUUAUUUAGGGCAGUGUUCUAGACGCUGGGAAUAUGGGGGUCCAAGGGCUAGGAAGGAAGAGUAAGGGUUUGACAAACCAGGGUUAAGAUACCAACGUAUAUAACGUGUUAUUUGAUAUUCUUUAAAAAACUUUUUCCUACCCUUACCAAGGGUGAGGCACUGCAUCAGAUGCUGGAUGUAUUGCUCAUCAAGCAAACAGACAAUAUAUAGUCUGAUAAGGGUUCCAGUAAGAAUAGUACAAGGUGCUUUGAGGGCUGGUUGGAAGGAUACUUAAUGCAGUCAUGUGGGAUUGGGAAAGCUUGGUGAGCCUUGAGGGAAGAGUAGGAAUUGGCUAAGUAAAGAGGCUGGGGUGAGGAAUUGGUGUUCCCUGCAGAAAACCGACAUGAACAAAUAUUAAUGAAUCAGGAGUUAAAAGAACGAGGAACAGGCUGUGCACUUGAGAAUUGUAUGUAGUGCAUUGUGAUUGGUUGAAGAAGUUUAAGAAUGGGCAUGCAAAAGAUAAGACUGGAGAGGUGCGCCAGCUUUACGAUAAGGUCCUUGCAUUUCAUUUUCCCCCUCCCUCCAUAUGGGGAGUCAUUAAAAGAUUUUAAGCAGGGGAAUGGCCUGACCUGACUGGCAUCAACUGAAAGAUAAUUAUGGCUGCCUUAUAGAGAGGCUGGACUGGAGACAAAAUGGUCCACCAGGUGAGAGAUGAUACAGGUCUGAGCUCAGAUAGUGACUGGAUGAGGAGGAGAUAAUAGAUUUGAGAAGUGAAGGGGGAAAUUUGAUGGGAUUUGGCUGGAUGUCAGAAGUAGUGGGGAGAAAAGAGUCAGGUUUCUGGCCUGGGCAGUUGGGUAGAUGUGCUGUUCAUUGAAAUAGGAAACACUGGUAAAGGAAACAGGUUUGGGAGUAAGAUGAGGGGAAUGAAUUCAGUUGUGGGUAAGCAGAAUUUGGGGCACCUGUGAAUGUCCCUUCCAAGUAGGGCCAUUCAGUCAAUAGCUGGGUGUGCAAAUCCACAGCUCAGAGAAGAGCAGCACUCAACAUUACAUGCCACCGAUCUUCCUUACUGACUUCUGUCUCCUUUGCUAGCUUUACUUGCCCUUUACGUGUUAGAAGUUUCUCAGUUUGUUCUGAUCCCUUCUUUUCUAUUUAUACUCACUUUUAUCCUGGGUUUUAUAUGGUGUUGACUACACCAAAUUUAUGUCUCCAGGCUGUCUUCCCUUAACUCUGGAUUAUAUCCAGCUGCCUACUUGACUUUUCCACUAGGAUGUAUUUAACAUAACUUUUUUUUUUUUUUUUUUGGUGACUCCGCUGGGACUGAACAGAACUUUUGAUCUCCAAAUCAGUUUCUUUCUUCCUAGUGUUCCUCAUCUCAGUCUUAAUCUACCCAAAUCAGAUCAGAUAAAAAACUUAGAACUUACAUUUGAUUUCUCUUUCAUCCCAUACUUGCAGGUCCUUUUAAUUCUACCACCAAAAUAUAUCCUGAAACCAUCUUUAUAUUCUUAGUUCCGAUCCUGGUACAAGCUACAGUCAUCACUUUUCUGGAUAACUGCAAUAGCCCAUUCAUAGGUCCCCCACAAUCUUGCCCCUCUAAAAUCUAUUCUUCACACAGCAGCUAAACAAUAUGGUAAUGAUGUAAAUCAACCUAUAUGUCAUGCCUCUUUAAAACCCUUUCAGUGACCUCCCAUUGUAUGUUGGCUAUAAAUUCCUUACCUUGGCUUACCAAGCCCUGUGUGAUCUGGCCUUUGUCUCCACAACCUCAUAGGAGAACAUUUUUCCAUACUAGCCUUACCUCAACCACAUUGGUCCUAGUCUUGAUGGUACAAAACAUGCUUCUGUUUUAGUAUCUUUGCAUGUGCUAUGUCCAGGAUUCUCUUUCUUCAUAUUCACAUGGUUGACUCCUUUUCAUAACAAUGUUGGGUCAAAUCCCACCCUCCCUCCCAGCUGUUUGCUGACCUUCGUAUCUAAAAUACUUCUUCUCCCAGCACACUCACAUCACCUUUUAUAAUGUCCUCACAGUACUUAUCACUG
Kogia breviceps (pygmy sperm whale) is the source of this 4446-nucleotide messenger RNA. RefSeq names its product TATA-box binding protein associated factor 15 (gene TAF15). Gene Ontology annotation, cellular component: nucleus. Gene Ontology annotation, molecular function: RNA binding; transcription coregulator activity. Gene Ontology annotation, biological process: regulation of DNA-templated transcription. The record is from RefSeq and is a predicted model, not a curated record. Lineage: Eukaryota; Metazoa; Chordata; Mammalia; Artiodactyla; Physeteridae.